UCUCGUUGGGGUAACAUGAAAAAAAAUACACAAAAAGACGUGAAACCUCCCCAAACACGCUUCCCCCAAGCCCACCAGGGCCCCCAAGUCAGACAUGAUGUGGAAGAAGUCCCCCCCCCAACCCCUGAGGCACUGCUGCACUCGGCUCUUUCCGUCACCGCUCGGCUCUUUCCGUCACAUCUCGGCCCCUCGCUGACGCCGCUCGGCUCUUUCCGGAGCCCCUUAACAGCGCCGCUCGGCUCUUUCCGUCACCUCUCGGCCCCUCACCAGCGCCGUUCGGCUCUUUCCGGAACCUCUCGGCUCUUUUCGGCGCCGCUCGGCCCGUCUCCAGGCAACGGCGGCCGCCGCGGAGGGGCCGGGCCGGGCCGGGCCAUGGCGCCGCCGCCGCCGCCGCAGCCGCUGCCGCCGGGGCUGUCCCUCGGCCGCACCUUAGGGAAAGAAAAGUUCCACAAAUCACAGCACUGGGGUUUCUGCAAUAAUGUUGCUAUGCUGGUCGGAGAAGAUAAACCUGGAAUAGGAGGUGAACCAUUACCUGGACAGAAGCUGAAACCUAAAUACAGCGUGUUUCCUGCAGGGAUGGGGAGUGAUGCUCCUGCUUGGGUAGCAUUUGACAAACAGGCUCUCCAGAUAUUAAGGCCACUCGAACAAACCACUGAGCACCUCACCUAUGGAGGUUUUUUUCUUGCAUUAUUGUCAUUACAAGAGACCAUGAAGGCUGAAUUGCAGAACCAGGUAUUGUCUUUUGAUGCCUAUGUAGAAGAAGAAGUGCCUGACAAAAAUCAAGAGCUAUAUAGAAUAAGACACUGUAAAAUAUACUUCUACCUUGAAGAUGAUACAAUUCAAGUGAUUGAACCCCGAGUGAAAAACAGUGGCAUAGUGCAAGGAACUAUUGUUCGACGUCACCGGAUUCCUCUCCCACCUCCUAACGAAGAUGAGUACUACACUAUACAUCAUUUCAACAUCAACACAGAAGUAAUCUUUUAUGCCCAAAGAUAUAAGAUUACCGAUUGUGACCAGUUCACAAAAAAUUUCCUGAGGAAGAUGGGAGUUAGAUUGAAUCCUCCAGCAAGUCGUCCAGAUGACCCAUAUACCAAAGAGCGGCAAAAGAUUCUUGAUAGUAUGAACCCUUUGCGCCCUUAUGAGCGCAUUGACACUUUGAAACAAUUCCUGGAGCAUGAUGGACAUGUUUUACGUUUUUUCUGUGUGUGGGAUGACCCAGAAUCCAUGUUUCAUGACCCGCGGGAACUGGUUCUGCACUAUUACUUGUCUGAUGAUACAAUUGAUAUGAAAGAAAUUACACCAGCAAAUUCAGGUCGGGAUGCAGUUCCACUUUUUCUCAGAAGAGAUAAACUUCCAAAGUAUGCUCCAACCGGGUUGUAUCAGCCGGGCACAAUCACCGCUCGCACUGUUCUCAACGUGUUUGGAAAUUUAGUAGGAAACAGAGGCCGUUACAUUCUGGAUAAUCGUAAGACAGGAGCAGUGCAUCAGGAAUUUUACAGAGACAGUGACCUGAAAAUAGGGGAAGUAAUUAAUGUUUGGGGAAGGAAGAUAUUACUCUGUGAUUGUGAUGAAUUCACUAAAGAUUAUUACAGAACAAAGUAUGGAAUCGAGGAUUUCACCCCAGUUGCAUAUAAAACUCCACCACCACCAAAACCAGAAAAAACGUUUCCACCAUAUACCGGAUUUGGUUCUGAAGAAGAUUCGUUAUGCUCCUGUAAGGGUCUGCUUCCCAAGCCUCCCCAAAAAGAUUUCAAGAAAUUCCUGGAGAAAGACAGAAGUGGUCUGGAAAGUAACAUACUGCGCUUUCUUGCAAAAUUUGUUAUGGAUAGUCCUGUCGACAAGGAUCGGAAAUUCAUUAUUUGCUACUUCCUGAGUGAUGACACCAUUUCAGUCUAUGAAUAUACACAACGAAACUCAGGGAUACUCGGUGGGAAGUUUUUGGAAAGAGGUCGCAUUAAGAAGCCUGGGCAGGAGCUCUUUAAGAGUGAGCCAUCUGAAUACUUCAAGGCUCAGGAUCUGUUUGUUGGAGCCAGAGUUUGUUUCCAUGGCCACAACUUUCUUUUGGUGGAUGCUGAUGAGUACACUAUCAACUAUAUGGAGAAGCAUGCAAAUGAGUUCUCUGUGGCUGAUACUGGUUUCAUCCUCAAGAAACUGAAAGACAUAGCUGAACCUCGUUCACGAGAAAUCAGACAGGUGUUUGCAGCCACAGACCCGGAGCAUACCAAGGUGAUCGCGUAUGAGCCUUUCAGAAAUUUGAUAGUCAGUAUCACGGAUGGAGCAUUUUCAGAACACGAAAUUAUGACUAUUGGGCGCUAUUACGGUGUGAAAGAAGAAUAUGAAACAGACCUCCACCUCCUCCUUGCAGUGGCUCAAGAACAACUGAAGAAAAAUAGCUUUGAGAAUUUUGGACAACUGUCUGCAGUAUUUGUAUACAAUGAUCGUGAAAAAUGUGGGGUGCUGCCCUAUCAGAUGUGCAGGACUAUUUGCAAGUCUUUUAAGUUGCCACUGGCUGAUGACCUUCUGGAAGCUGUACUGACCGUGUUUGAAGAUGACAAUAAGCAAGUGGAGUAUAAAAAAUUUCUGGAUGGGCUGAACUGGAGAGAGAAUCAAAUACCUGCAUUCCAGACAAUAAGGCUUCCUCUCAAGAAUGAAGAUGACUGGAAUGGACAGCCACCAUCCCUUCCUUUUAAAAAAAUCAAAUACUUGCCUCUUCUGGAUGAUCUGUUUGGCAAGGAAGAAUGACUUGAUUUGCACAAGUUACAGCUUUUGGAUUACUGUUUCAGCUCCAAAACUUAUUAGCUGCUGAAGAUAUUUCUUGUAAAACAAAAAUAGAUCGGCUGUAGGUUUUAUUACACUUAGUUUCUUAUUCUAACAUAUAUGUAUCUUUGUGUAUUUUUUAACUCCUAAAUCAACGGUACUCUUUUGUACUCAUACAAGCGUGGUUAAAACUAUCCUGUGAACUUUGUGCCUGGUCAUAUGGAGAACAUGCAAAUACCAAGGAAUAUAUGAGUCAAACACAGCAAAAUACGACUGACCCUAUUUUGUUCUGCAAACAAAACAGGUUGUUGGGUGACCUCAUAUAAUAUUCGGCCAAUUAGCCUAAAAUUAGCACAAUUAUAUAAUUCUGUUCAAAUUUCCUCUCUUGCAUUUUAGCUUAUACCAAUCUGUUUUCCUAUAUCUCUAUGGUGAUGUUUAAGUGCUGUUUGUGUCAAAGUUUAUUAUUUUAUGGUGGACAUAGUUGUGUAGUUUUAGCACGGUAUGAAGUUGCUCUGUUAUCAGAGAUAAUUAUAACCUACCAAUGUGGAAGUAAAUAUCUGGCAGGCAAGAA
Anas platyrhynchos (mallard) is the source of this 3328-nucleotide messenger RNA. It is a transcript of the gene EFHC2, whose product is annotated as EF-hand domain containing 2. Gene Ontology annotation, biological process: regulation of neuron projection development. Gene Ontology annotation, cellular component: microtubule. The record is from RefSeq and is a predicted model, not a curated record. Lineage: Eukaryota; Metazoa; Chordata; Aves; Anseriformes; Anatidae.